Anopheles cruzii is the source of this 501-nucleotide messenger RNA. RefSeq names its product RNA-binding protein FUS-like. Bases 1 to 501 code for a protein of 166 amino acids. The transcript is spliced from 2 exons. The record is from RefSeq and is a predicted model, not a curated record. NCBI's taxonomy places the organism in Eukaryota, Metazoa, Arthropoda, Insecta, Diptera, Culicidae.
AUGAAGUUCGUGAUUCUGCUACUCGCCUGGACGGCCAUCUCGUGUCAGGGAACUACUACUGAUAGAGAUGAUAUUGCUGGAUCAAAAGAAUCAUCGUUAGCCACAAUCCUACAGCCCCUGGAAGCGAGAAUCCGCAACGAUGAAGCUUUGUCCGACAGAAGGUCCAGAGAGCUGACCUAUUUCGGAUCUGGAUACAACUACAAUCCUUACACGACUCAGUACAAUCCCUACAUACGGCACAGCCAAUACAAUCCCUACAAUCCACAUGCUGGCGGAAUGCAUGGUUUCGGAGGUGCUGGUGAUCUUAAUGGUAUUGGGUUUGCAGGAGCUGGCGGCGUUCUCGGAGGAGGGUUUGCAGGUUAUGGAUAUCCUGGGAUCCAAACUGGAUACGGCAUGGGAAACGCCGGGUAUCCGUACCACAAUGGAUUGAAUGCGCUUCAAAGCCCUUAUGGUUACGGAAACCAGCUCGGAGGAUACUACAAUCGCGGACUUUACAUUUGA